UACAACAACACAGGAGAUGUUUUAUCAGGACAAACACUGAGGACGCUUUGGACUUUUACAUACUUUAAUCGUGCUGUUUGCUCAUUUCAACCAUUAUCUAUCUCUCUCUUCAUUUUUGUAUUUUUAUUUUUAUUUUUAUUUUUUUUAAUUUCUAAUGUUUCACGUGUGAUGGCUAACGUGUCAUCGCUUGAUGUGGGAGUUUUGUUUCUUAUCGUGGUGACAGCAUCUUUCACAAACGGUUCCUCAUCCAGCAAAGAUGUGAGCCAGAGGAAGGAGGUGGAAGCAGUUAAACUCAGCAUGCUGCAGCACGGCAGCUUGGACGACCCCGCAGGUGAAGAGAAGCCCUGCUCUGCCUGUGACCCGCGGGAGGCCAGGCGGCGUUCCAAGAGAUGCACGUGUUACACUUACAAGGACAAGGAAUGUGUGUAUUACUGCCACCUGGACAUCAUUUGGAUCAACACACCAGAGCACACUGUACCGUAUGGUAUGUCCAGUUACCAGGGUUCCCUACGUGCAAGGCGAUCUGCUCGGGCUGAGCAGCAGAAGAGGGGGGCGCUGGCUCAGCGCUGUGUGUGCACACAGCACACUGACUCUGACUGCAGCGGCUUCUGCAUGGACAGGUAACUGCACCACAGGAAAGAAACGCA
Centropristis striata (black sea bass) is the source of this 647-nucleotide messenger RNA. Its product is annotated as endothelin-3. Gene Ontology annotation, cellular component: extracellular region. NCBI's taxonomy places the organism in Eukaryota, Metazoa, Chordata, Actinopteri, Perciformes, Serranidae. Gene Ontology annotation, molecular function: hormone activity; endothelin B receptor binding. Gene Ontology annotation, biological process: regulation of systemic arterial blood pressure by endothelin; regulation of vasoconstriction; intracellular calcium ion homeostasis. The transcript has 3 exons. The record is from RefSeq and is a predicted model, not a curated record. Bases 169 to 624 code for a protein of 151 amino acids.